This is a messenger RNA of Sphenostylis stenocarpa, 1185 nucleotides long. The record is from the annotation of a GenBank genome assembly. NCBI's taxonomy places the organism in Eukaryota, Viridiplantae, Streptophyta, Magnoliopsida, Fabales, Fabaceae.
AUGGGAAAAGGGGUAGGGGGAAGAGGGCUUUUUGUAAAGAUAUACUUUAUUGGAAAGAUUUCAUUUACAUGUAAUUGUAUCAUCAAUUGUAUUACAGAUGCGGAGGACGAUUAUGAUUUUGUGGUCGUCAAUUUCUACCAUUUUGUGUUCAUCAAAGACCCACAAGCUGAAGUCGCCAAACACCGUUCUUUCUUGGAAUUGCAGGGCCUCGACAUUAAUGGAAGAAUCUAUCUGAAUGAACAGGGGAUUAAUGCCCAGUAUAGUGGGCCAUCAAAAGAUGCUAUGGCGUAUGUCAACUGGUUAAGAGCCGAUAACAGGUUUUCUGAGAUAUUGGUUCAGAUAUCUCCAUCAGAAUUUGGACAUACCUUUCCAGCAUUGAAAUUGCGUUAUAAGCCUUCAUUGGUGCAGUUUGAAGGUGAUAUGUCACAUCUUUCAUUGCUUGAUCCUUCCAUGCGUGCAAUACCUUUAUCACCAUCAGAAUGGAAAGAAAGAUUGGAAGCAAUCAAUGAAACAGAUCUUACAGCAAAAGAUUAUCAUAACAGAAAUUCCAUUCUAUUGGAUGUCAGAAAUGGUUAUGAGUGGGAUAUUGGACAUUUUCGUGGAGCUCAGCGACCUAGUGUGGACUGCUUUAGGAACACUUCAUUUGGUCUAUCUCAGGAAGAGAUCACUGCUUCAGAUCCUUUAUUAAAUGUGGAUAAAGAAAAAGCAAGCAUAUUGAUGUAUUGCACUGGAGGGAUUCGAUGUGAUGUAUAUUCUACAAUAUUAAGGAAGCAAGGAUUUCAGAAUUUAUAUACUCUGAAAGGAGGUGUUUCUCAUUAUUUAAAGAAUGAAGGUCCUGCUGAAUGGGUAGGAAAUUUAUUUGUAUUUGACUCCCGUCUGUCUCUCCCUCCUUCUAUUUACUAUACUGGGGCCACAAUCAAAGCAGAAUCAACUGCAGUUUCUGGAGAUGAUAAGUUUGCAAAAUGCUAUGUAUGUAGUUUCGAAGUCAGUGAAUUGAAACAUAGGAACUGUGCAAAUCUUGAUUGUAAUUUGCUUUUUCUAUGCUGUAGAAAAUGUGUAAAGGAUCUAAAAGGUUGUUGCUGUUUGACGUGCACUACUGCUCCUCGGCUUAGACCUGUUUUAAAUGGAAUGCAGAGAUACAAAAAAUGGCACAACUAUCGGGAUAUGGAUCCGCUAGAGCAAUGA